Molecule: messenger RNA, 1296 nt
Organism: Varanus komodoensis (Komodo dragon)
Lineage: Eukaryota; Metazoa; Chordata; Lepidosauria; Squamata; Varanidae
Gene: CCNA1
Product: cyclin A1
Exons: 9
Coding region: 1-1296 (431 amino acids)
Biological process (GO): mitotic cell cycle phase transition; regulation of cyclin-dependent protein serine/threonine kinase activity
Cellular component (GO): cytoplasm; nucleus; cyclin A2-CDK2 complex
Molecular function (GO): cyclin-dependent protein serine/threonine kinase regulator activity
Source: RefSeq, a predicted model, not a curated record
AUGGGUUACACAGUCCAUAAAAAAGAUGAUAAAGUGUCUGCUGCUGACCCUGAAGAAAUGCACCGCAGCAACAAGGAUAAUGAGAAGGCUGGGCUCUGGGAAUCCCAUACAGUUGUUGCUGAGCCUCGGGCCAAUCAAAAUCCUCUCCAGAGGGCUGUGCUUGGGGAGCUGACUGAAAAUGGGCAGUGUCCGAGAUCCUCUGUCCGGGGUACAUCUCUAGCAAGGCACCAGUCUGGAUCUGAAAAUGUCUGUCCUGCUACGAGCAAGAGUAUGCUGCCAUGUGGCAUGGCAUCCAAGCAAAGCUUUGCUAUUUACAUAGAUGAAAUGAAAGAAAGGAAUGGGUAUAUCUGUUCAUCUGUGGAAGAGUUGGAACCCAGUAUGUUGGAAGUUGCCACCAGCCCACUAAAUCCCAGUCUUCACUUGCUGCUGAACUUAAGUACAGGAUCUCCAAUGUUGGUGGAUAAGUCAUUGCAGUCACAAGAUGAAGAUCUUCAGGAUAAUACAAUAGAUGUCACAAGUCUUGUAGAAUAUGCAGAAGAUAUUCAUUGCUACUUGAGAGAGGCUGAAGUAAGAUACAGGCCCAAGCCAUGCUACAUGAGGAAGCAGCCUGAUAUCACCUCAGGUAUGCGUGCAGUCUUAGUGGACUGGCUGACAGAAGUUGGUGAAGAAUACAGCCUGCAGACGGAGACACUGUACAUUGCUGUCAACUACUUGGACCGGUUUCUCUCUUGCAUGUCAGUCCUCAGAGGGAAGCUGCAACUUGUGGGAACAGCAGCAAUCCUCCUGGCUGCGAAAUAUGAAGAAAUCUAUCCACCAGAAGUAGAAGAAUUUGUUUAUAUAACAGAUGAUACCUACACAAAGAAGCAACUGUUGCGAAUGGAAUACCUGCUCCUCAAAGUGCUUGCUUUUGACUUGACUGUGCCAACCAUUAACCAGUUUCUCCUUCAGUAUUUACACAGACAUGGUGUCAGUCUUAAGACUGAGAACUUUGCAAGGUAUGUAGCAGAGUUGAGUCUCCUUGACGCUGACCCAUUCUUGAAGUACCUUCCCUCACAAAUGGCAGCAGCUGCUUAUUGUCUAGCAAACUACACUGUGAACAGGCAUUUCUGGCCAGAAACUCUUGCUGCCUUCACGGGAUACUCACUAAGUGAGAUAGUACCUUGUCUAAGUGACCUGCACAAAGCAUGCCUUGAUGCUCCUCAUCGACCCCAGCAAGCAAUACGGGAGAAAUAUAAGCUAGCUAAGUAUAUGAAAGUAUCUCUCUUGGAGCCACCAGCUGUUCUACCUCUACAGUGA